AUGAAUGAAACUACAGACAAACUUAACUCUUCUCUUAUUCUUCCUUUCAGCAAAGAUUAUGAGUUCUGUUCAAAUGGUGUUUAUUUCUAUUGUGGAAAGAUGGGUUCAGGUAAGACAUUUAACCUCAUUCGUCAUAUACUCAUAACAGAACGUUUAGGAAAUGACUCAUAUUAUGACCAAAUCAUUAUAUCAGCAACUUCAGACUCUAUGGACUCAACAGCGAAAACAUUUAUGUCAAAAGUUCAAGCCUCUGUCGUUAAAGUUCCAGACAGUGAACUCAUUGAAUUUCUUCAACGUUACAUUCGACGUAAGAGGAAAUAUUAUGCCAUCGUUGAAUUUAUACAGUCAGGAAUGCAAAAGACUUCAGAAGAGAUGGAAAGAAUUAUUGACAAACACCACUUACGUCAAUACUCAGGAGUUUACGAUAUGAAACGACUUACAAACUACAUUCUGUCAAAACUUUCAAAAUACCCCUUCAAAAAGUAUCCUUCAAACACUCUGCUCGUUUGCGACGACUUCGCCGGAAAAGGUUUAGUGUCAAAGCCUGACUCACCAUUAGCUAACAUCAUUACUAAA
Trichomonas vaginalis G3 is the source of this 576-nucleotide messenger RNA. RefSeq lists its product as uncharacterized. The transcript has a single exon. NCBI's taxonomy places the organism in Eukaryota, Parabasalia, Trichomonadida, Trichomonadidae. The annotation marks the transcript as partial. The record is from RefSeq and is a predicted model, not a curated record.